AAGAAACUAUAAUUAUAAACACACUUUUUACAGGGAUUCUAAAGAGUCAACUAUUGAAAAGUAAAAGUAUUGCUUGGGGGGAAAAAACAAUAAUAUCAGAUAUUUAGCAGCUAGAACGGUCUCUUAAAUAAUGCCCAUGAUACAAUUUCCAAAUGAAAUGAUCUCUGCAGGUGCAGCUAGGACGCAGGGUCUAAUCACUCGCAAGGUCAUACGCAGUGUUUAUAAAUACAAAGCGGUGCAGCGCCGGCACGGGACAUCGUCUCUAAAGCUCUGCCCAUGGAGAAGGACUGGGUCAGAGCUGUUCUGCUGUUUGUCUUGCAAAUGAAGGGAACUCCCUGUCCCUGCUCCGACGGAGGAGUUUCCUAGACAUUCCUCCUAAUCUCUAUUUAAAGGAAGUUGUGAUGCUUGAUUAAGGAGAGGGGUAAGUUGUUUGAUAUCCUGACGAAUUCUUUCAGGCCAGUCGUGACCGGACAGUGUUAUUUGGUGUAUAGGACAGUAAUAGAAAUACCUACAGUGUGAAAACAUCACUGAAAUGAUAUUGAUUUGAUAAUAUGAUACACAAACAAGCUGGGUUUUUGGACAGAUAGAACUAUUUCCUUGUGUUUGCGGUGGCAGUUACAGUUCUGUUUUUCAGCUUUUCGCACAUUCCUGAAUAGCAACUCAGCAUUUCUCCAUUUGUGUGGCUAAGCUUUACUUUGACUCUAGUAGUUUUGUUUAAACUUGUCAGUUCGUUGGAAAAUGAGAUAAAGUCUGAAGGAAAUAAGUGAAGGGGUUAAGAAUGUUGAUGUUGACUUAAAGAGCUGAUUAGCACUGAAAUGGUUGAUGGGAGAUUUGAAGUGGCAUUAGCACAUGAGCUGAGUGAACAGGAAAUAGAGAAACACCGUGUGAAAGAAAGCAAGCGACAUCAUGUAGGCAGUUCCUGCCCUGCUGUUGUGUUGGUUAUCCUGUCCUGCCACAUUCCUUCUGUGUGUCUGUUAAAUGGCAUGAUGGGGUGUCAUCUUGUUCUGCCCUGUGUCACAUGCUAAGCAUCUGGCAGUUAGCAUGAUUGCUUCGCAUCUCUGCUUUUUUAAAUUCCAUGUCAAUGAAUUUGAAUUGAGGUGGAAAAUUAGAUGCGGAACAGUCAUUUGAAUGUUAAUUUAAAAAACUAGAACUAAAAUGUAAUGAACAAGCGUUCAUUUAAAAGAACAUUUAUAUAUAAAAAUGAACGUACACUAACAUUCAUUUAAAAAAAAAAAAACUUUUAUUCACCAUAAUGCAUUAAAUUGAUUAAACAUGACAGUAAAGACUUUUAUAAUAUUUAUCUAUUCACCAAAGUAUCCUGAAAAAGUGUCUAAAAAAAUAAUAAUUUUUUUUAUAAAUUUUAUUUUAAAAUAUUUCAAAUUGUAAUAAUUUAAUUGCAAACAUUUGAACGGUAGUGUUAAAAAAUAAAUAAAGGUUUAAAUACUUCCUUAAAGUGAUCAUCGCAUGUACCUUCAUGCUGUUUGGAGAGCCUAUUUACAAUACUGUUACACUUUAUACAAUACAUAAUGGUUAAUUGCCUAUGGUUAAUUGUUGUCAAAAUAUAUAUAUAUAUAUAAAUUCAAGUUCAAACAACCUUUCAAAACCCUAAAUAGUGCAUGAUCUAGCCUACUUUAAGCGUUUUCAGAUAUAGUUAGUGUCUGUCAGCUCUGCAUAGUGCUCAUGCGUGUGUAAAGGUGAACGGGAUGGUGUGAUUCGAGUGGGUUGAUUGGUGUGUGUGUGUGUGUGUGUGUGUGUGUGUGGGUAGAGAGAGUGUGAGGCAGCUGGUGUGGUGGGAGGCCGGCGCUCGGGCCGGUCUUGUGACUGAGACAUCAGCCCUGAGCUCUCAGCAUUGUGUCUGUGUAGCCGAUCAUCUGAGCAGUACUGAGGGGGGAGCAGCAGCCCGAACCCAACCAGCUCCAGCAACAAACAAAGUGCUAUUUUAGAAUGAGGUCAUUCCUAUGUGCCUAUAGUUUGAUGGUGUUUACUAAUAAAGCACACAGUGGCAAUGAAGGCCGCUUGUGUAACUAUGACACAACUGGUAUUAAUGAGAGUGUUAAAGUUAAAUAAGUUAAGCUAACUUGGGAACAGUUUACCCAGUCAAUAAAAUUUAUCUUGUUGUUCCAAACCUUCGUAAUUUUUCCUUCACAAAAGAAGAUACUUAAAUGUUUUGGUAUUUUUUAUUUUUUUGUCUUAAAGCUAAAGUCUCAGUGGGGUUUAAAAUACACUAUUGAUUCGACUGCACUAAUACUGUCGAAUGAGAACAAAACUUGAACUGAAUUUAGCUGAGUAAUGACACUAUUGUGAAUUUGUUACAUAAUUGAUUAAUUUUGCAACAUCCACACUAGGGGUGAGCAAUAUACCGGUAGACACGAUUAACUGGUCAGCCGUUACAGAUUUUGGACUAUCUUCUCUAUUGCAGUUACAUGCUCACAUGAGGUUGCUGUGCUACAUGGUCAUGAAAACUUAUCAUUUGCACGUGUCUUUAAGCAUUGCGGUUUAAAAACAAGCGAUUUUCAAAAAAAAUGCAAUCAGCAGCGAAAGAGAACUCAUUUUGCUAAAGUGAAGACGGACCUCAUAGUGCGGGAGUAUUGAGUUAUUUUUGCCUCUCUAUAGGCAUUUAACGGUUAAACAAACACACUUGUAUGUGUCAGAAUGCCCGUAUUUCCAAGUACUUGUAAACACAGUAAUUUAAGUCUUAAGUAAAAGCAAACAACCUGGGAAAGAAAACACACGUGUAACAGUUGGCUAUAUUGGAUAUGGGCAGCUCUUAAAGUGACAGCUAAAUCACAUUUGUACCUUUAAGAAACAUAUAUUUAAUUUAUACAGUGAGGAAUAUGCACUGUUUUUAUACAUUUGAUUACUUUAUACAAUGUAUGUAGCAUUUCUAAUUUAUUUGUUUAUUUAUUUUUUUGUCCUAUUUCUUGUAAUUAGUUUCAUAUUCUUAUUUAAUCGCUGACUGUUUACUUUUCUUUAGUUUAGUUUUACUUAAGUUUUUGUUUUUUUUAAUUUAGGCUAGUAUUAGUUUGUUUUUUUUGUGUGAUUUUGACACGGGUGACAAGAAUUAUGAAAUUUCUAUGGUAUAAAAAAUGUUGAAAUCAAAAAGACAAACAAUUUAUUUAUUUACAACAAAAAUAAAUAUAUUGUGAUAUAUAUCGUUACCGUGAAAUAAAAUCACUCAUAUCGUGAUAUAAGAUUUGGUAAUAUCGCCCACCCCUAAUCCACACUGUUAUUGAAAUGAACUGGAUCAAUAUUAAACUGACUUGAGCUGAAUACUGACACUGUUGUCUUCUGUAGAGCUGCUAAUACAGGGUUUCUUAAAAGGCCUUAAAACAUCUUAAAUUGGAGCAAAAAAUCUUAAAUUCAUAAGAAUUCAAGUUAUGGCAUUAAGUGUUGCAUAAAUUGCAAAAAAAAAAAAAAGGAAUAUCUUCCUCAGUAUUUUUUUCUCAAUACAAAUAUCUAAACAUCCUUAAAUCAAGAUACAAGAUAUCUACUUAAGAUGCAGAAUGAACCUAUGAAGUCAUGUUUAAAACAAGAACAAAAAUCUGUAAAAUCAAAAUCUGUUCAAGUUGUAUUUUCAAAGUUUGAAACAUUUGUGAAUACAAGACAUUUACAUUUAGAGAACAUAUUGACGUUUUGUGUUGCAUUCAAUUUAUUCCAUUAAUUUUCUCUACUUGGUCUUAAAAGGGUCUUAAAAGUCUUGUAUUUACCUUCAUAAAACCUGUUAUAGCUGAAUUGAACUCGUUUCGUAGCUAAUGAACUUUACACAGUUAUUGAACCGAACUGACUUGAGCUGAAUAAUGACAUUUUAGGGGUGCUUUAAAGCAAAAUUUGGAUUUGUCUCAUAUUUAAAGAAGUUAAUUAAUUAAUUAUAUUAUUUUCCUGUUUAUUACUGUGAAGUUACUUUGAAACAAUCUGUAUAGUGUAGUGCACUAUAAAUAAAAAUGGCUUGACUUUCGUUUUGGACUCCAUCGACUUCAUGUAUGGACACAUACAGUUUAAAAUGUUUUUUUUGUGUGUGUGUGUUCCACAAGAUUUGACAUGAGGGUAAGGCUGGCCACACACUAGAGGAUUUUAAGGCCGAUUUUAAGCCUGAUUCGCACCCCCGAACGAUCGGGGGGUGUGGCCCGAUUUGCGGUUUGUCGCAAGCAAUUUUUUGUCCAAAAAUCCUCUAUUGUGUGGUGUCAUUUACGAUUACUUAUCUGUUCCCGAUCGAGACGGAGCGUCGCCAAACUCAAAUCAUGUUUGAUAUUUACGGCUCUUCAUCGGGCUGCCUCUGACGUGAUACCUGCGAUAGCCAACGAGAGCGAGCAAUUGUCACCUACCGGAUGUUGCGUGCUUCUAUAACUGAAACUUGGCACAAACAUGACAUGAAAGCAGAGAAUAUCACCCAUAUUCUUUUCUAUUCUUUGUUUUUCACUGUGAAACAGAACACACGCCAGGAGAGCCAGCUGACAACGUUUGAUCUCACGAGUGUCAGUGAGAUCUCGUGCGACUGUGAAAUCGUUCCUACAAUCUUCAAGGCUAAAAAUCGGUUGAACUGUCUUCAUGUCUGUGGUCUCCCAUGGUUUUAAAAUCGUUUAAGAUUUGAAAAUCGUCUAGUGUGCAGCCAGCUUAAGUAAAUGAUGACAGAGAUUUCAUUUUUGGGUGGCCUAUCCCUUUAAGUACUGACAUAUGUGAUGUCCAUUUUGUGCUUCCCAAACCAAUCUUAUGUAUGAGCCGACCACUCCUAGUCUAAAACCAGCUUAUAUAAUAAUUGUGUUCAUGAUGAUGUUGUAUUCACUUUUAAGUGUAGAUUUUAGCUGUUCACUCUGUCCUGUGUGUCGGUUCCGUGUCUGGCUAAUCAUGGACAAGAUGACAUAGUUAUGCAAACUCCCAGGGUUUGCGUUUGAAAUAGUGACAGACGUUUGUAACUGCGAUUACAAGGUGUGUCUAUCUGGAAUGAUUCAGUUCAGAUGCGUACAGCUGUGGACCAGGUGUCAUGAUGUCUCUCAUUAUAUCGCUCUGUCAGUUAGUCAGUCAUGCACGUAAGCAGAUAAACAUCGUUCGAGAGGAUAGUUUGCAGCCUCUUGGCCAUUGGCUCAGAGAUGCUGUUGCCAUGGAAACUGAUGUGCUAGUUGUUGCUGGGCUUCAGAUGGGAGCCGGUGCUGGAAGCAAUCCCUCUCCUGAGUUUUGGCCAGAGUGUGCUUGACUGCUCUGACACUCUGCUUAUUAACAACAGCCUCUCACCAAUAAACCACCUCACCUGCAUCAGAUGACGCUGGAUAUUUCUGCCUCUUUUAUAUACAUCAUAAUCAUCUCUCUAACAGACGUGUUUAUUUCCAUUUUUAAAUUAAGGCUUUUAUACAAAAUGAUGAUGAUCCUUCAAAAAUCGGUCUAAUAUGCUGAUUUGUUGUCAAGAAAUAUUUUCUUAUUAUCAUAACUGUUGAAAACUGCUGCUUAAUAUUUUUGUGGAAAUCAUGAUGCAAUUUUUCAGGAUUCUUUGACGAGUUCAAAAGAACAGCACUUAUUUAUAAUAGACAUAUUUCUUAAAAUUAUAAAUAUCUUUUCUGCCAGUUUUGAUUGUUGAAUAAAAGUAUUAGUUUUAUAUUAGUAAAAAGUAUUAGUUAUUAUCCUAAUACUAAAUAAAGUAUUAUCCAAGAUGCUUCAAGAAACCUGCAAAGCUACCUGAAAAACUAUGCGCAAGUGCAACUAGGGCAAAAGCUGCUUUAAAGGAUGGUCGGUCACACCAAAUGUUGAUUUAAUUUAGUUAAUGGAAGUUAAUUGAUAAAGAAAAUCUAUUUUUGACAGCAGCCAAGUACCUAAAACUUUUAAGAGUACUGUAGCUUUGCAGGUAAGUUUCUUCUGGAUUUAGUCUGUCUCAGUUUGUUCUGUUUCUUCAUGUCAUUGCAGACAGACUGGGAGAUGAUCAGAUCAGAUCUCUGUGUGGAGCACUGGCUGUUGUCGGACUCCUUGUGCAAACAAAUCUCACUGGAUUAUUACAAUUAAUGGCAAAAUGAAUUUUUGGAAAUGUAAACUGAUAUUUCCUACUGACACAUGAUUGAAAUAACUGACCUAAACCAAUUUUUUUAGCUGGUGAAAAUACUAGUGUUCUAAUGAUUUUGGUCACCUCUGUGUAUAUAUAUGAUAUGAUAUUGUAUGAUAAUAUAUAAGAUAUGUAAAAAUGUCUUGUGGACACUUGUGAAUCAGAAUCAUGAAUCAGAACCGUUUAAUCAGUUUUUUGAAUUGAUUCAUUGAGACAAGACACUAAAAGUGAAAAUGAAUGACUUAAUCAGCUGUGUUGGGGGUGGCUUUACAUAUUCAGUGACAGAAUGAUUUUAAAUGGAGCAGCAGGCUGGAUGAGGAAGCAGAGGGCUGUGGAGUCAUUAUGGAGUUUGACUCUCUCUCUGUGUUUGUAAGAAUGGGAGAGCCAUUGAUGUUAUGACUGCAGCUCCUGGUUGUCUCUUGCACAUUUCCUCUCUCCCUCUCUCUUGAGGCUCACAAGACCACAUCUGCUGUAAUGCGCAAACCCAGCGCACCAGCCUGGGGUAUUUUGCUGCAAACAGCAGCUUGAGCAUGUUUUUUGAGCAUGAGCAUGAACUUUUAUGAUUCCUCCUUGUUGUUAAGUCAUGGCACAGGAGUGUUGAUGUAUACAUAUACAAUGGAGUCAAAAUGUCUUGAGUCCCCAUUGAAAACAUGGUUUUGGUCCGUAUGAGGCCACUGUCUUGCAGAUGAGCCAUCAGUGGGGGCUGUCGUGUCGCAGACCCAGAUAGUGACUGGAGGCUGCGGCCCAGGCCCCGCCCCCGCCCCCUCCCAGCAUGCCCAACGCUGUUCGCGCGGGGAGUCUGAAGGACCCCGAGAUCGCAGAUCUCUUUUUUAAAGAAGACCCUGAAAAACUCUUCUCAGACCUGAGAGAGAUCGGUCAUGGCAGCUUCGGCGCUGUAUACUUUGCACGGGAUGUGCGGACCUCAGAGGUGGUGGCCAUCAAGAAAAUGUCAUAUAGUGGAAAACAGUCCAAUGAGAAAUGGCAGGAUAUAAUAAAGGAGGUGAAAUUCCUUCAGAGGAUAAAGCACCCAAACAGCAUAGAGUAUAAAGGAUGCUACCUGCGAGAGCACACAGCAUGGCUGGUUAUGGAGUACUGUCUGGGGUCUGCCUCAGAUCUCCUCGAGGUACACAAAAAACCUUUACAAGAGAUGGAAAUAGCAGCGAUUACUCAUGGUGCUUUGCAGGGGUUGGCGUACCUUCACUCCCACAACAUGAUUCACAGGGAUAUCAAGGCUGGGAACAUUCUGCUCACAGAGCCUGGACAGGUGAAGCUGGCAGAUUUCGGUUCUGCUUCAAUCGCCUCUCCUGCUAAUUCAUUUGUGGGUACUCCUUAUUGGAUGGCCCCAGAGGUGAUCCUGGCCAUGGAUGAGGGUCAGUAUGAUGGAAAGGUUGACAUCUGGUCUCUAGGAAUAACCUGUAUUGAAUUAGCUGAAAGAAAACCACCACUCUUUAACAUGAAUGCAAUGAGUGCCUUAUACCACAUUGCGCAGAACGAGAGUCCAGCCCUGCAGUCCAGUGAAUGGACGGACUACUUCAGAAACUUUGUGGACUCCUGCUUACAGAAGUUGCCCCACGAUAGACCCAACUCUGAAGAACUGCUGAAACAUGCGUUUGUCCAGCGUGAGCGGCCGGAGUCAGUGCUUAUGGACCUGAUCCAACGCACCAAAGAUGCUGUGAGAGAGCUGGACAACCUGCAGUACCGCAAAAUGAAAAAGAUCCUCUUCCAGGAGGCCCACAACGGCCCUGCGGCAGAGGUCCAAGACGACGAGGAGGAGGUAGAGCACAGUGUUGGCCGCACAGGCACAGUGAACAGUGUGGGCAGUAACCAGUCCAUCCCUAGCAUGUCCAUCAGUGCGAGCUCACAGAGCAGCUCGGUUAACAGCCUGCCUGACGCCACAGACGCCACCGACGAUAACAAGAGCGAGGUGGACCUGAUGGAGAAAGACCAAACCAUCAUACCCAACAGCUCCAUGAUUCAUGUCAAACCGGAGGAAGAGAGCUACCAGGAAGAAACCGAGGUUCAGAAACAGCCCACAGAGCUUCAGUCUCCCCCAGCACAGACACCACGGCGUCAAUACCGGAAUCGAGAGCACUUUGCCACCAUUCGCACAGCCUCCCUGGUGACGCGUCAGAUUCAAGAACACGAGCAGGACUCUGAGGUGCGCGAGCAGAUGUCUGGCUACAAACGAAUGCGCAGGCAGCACCAGAAACACCUUCUGGCCCUCGAGAACAAGCUGAAGGGCGAGAUGGAUGAGCACAGACUCAAGCUAGACAAAGAACUGGAGAACCAGAGGAACAGCUUUGCUGCUGAGAUGGACAAACUCAUCAAGAAGCACCAAUGCACCAUGGAGAAAGAUGCCAAGACUUUUACCAACGAUGAAAAGAAAUUCCUGCAGCACAUUCAGAGCCAGCAGAAGAAGGAGCUCAACAGCUUCCUGGAGUCUCAGAAACGCGAGUACAAACUGCGCAAAGAACAGCUCAAAGAGGAGCUGAAUGAGAACCAGUCCACACCAAAGAAGGAGAAGCAGGAGUGGCUGUCCAAGCAGAAGGAGAACUUCCAGCACUUCCAGGCAGAGGAGGAGGCCAACCUACUUCGCCGGCAGCGGCAGUAUUUGGAGCUUGAGUGCCGCAGGUUCAAACGGCGAAUUCUCAUUGCACGUCACAACGUGGAGCAAGAUCUAAUGAGAGAGGAGCUGAAUAAGCGUCAGACGCAGAAGGAUCUAGAGCACGCCAUGCUGCUCCGACACCAUGAGUCUAUGCAGGAGCUGGAGUUCAGACACCUGAGCAACAUCCAAAAGAUGCGUGCAGAGCAGAUCCGCCUGCAGCACCAGACAGAGCUCACCAACCAGCUGGAGUACAACAAGCGCAGGGAGAGGGAGCUCAGACGGAAACACGUCAUGGAGGUCCGACAGCAGCCCAAGAGCCUCAAGUCCAAAGAGCUCCAGAUCAAGAAACAGUUCCAGGAUGCAUGUAAGACCCAGACCCGGCAGUACAAAGCCCUGCGAAACCAGCUGCUGGAGAGCAUACCAAAACCUGAACACAAGACCAUGCUGAAGAGACUGAAGGAAGAGCAAACCAGGAAACUAGCAAUCCUCGCUGAACAGUAUGACCACACCAUCAACAACAUGCUCUCCACACAGGCUUUGCGUCUAGACGAGGCGCAGGAGGCGGAGUGUCAGGUGCUGCGGAUGCAGCUGCAGCAGGAGUUGGAGUUGUUGAAUGCAUAUCAAAGUAAGAUCAAGAUGCAGACGGAUGCUCAGCAGGAGCGAGAGAGGAAGGAGCUGGAGCAGAGAGUGUCCCUCCGGAGAGCCCUACUGGAGACUAAGAUCGAAGAGGAGAUGUUGACCUUGCAGAACGAGCGCACAGAGCGGAUCCGUAGCCUGCUGGAGCGUCAGGCCAGAGAAAUCGAGGCCUUCGACUCAGAGAGCAUGCGCUUGGGCUUUAGCAACAUGGUGUUGGCUAACAUCUCUCCUGAGGGCCUCAGCCACAGCUUCCCAGGGGCCCCGGGCAGUUGGAUCCCCCAUCAGCAUCACUCAGAUGGCUCUCAGGGGACACAGUGGGGCAGCAGCUCUGGUUCAGGGGCCGGCCACCACUACCACUCCAGUCAGGGAGGAGCACAGGCCCAGCAGGGCUGGGGCCAAGCCAUCCCAGGAGGUGGGCUUCCUCCAUGGGGCCACUCUCCUUCGGGCCCCCAAGGGGCCAUGCCAAAAAGCAGCGUAGGGAUGCGUAACAGCCCUCAGGCACUUAGGAGGACCACCUCAGCGGGGCGCACUGAGCAGGGCAUGAGUAGGAGCACCAGCAUCACAUCUCAGAUAUCCAACGGUUCGCACCUGUCUUACACAUAGACACCAGUGCGUUUGUGCCAACCCUGCACACACAAACACACACAGGGUAGGGGAACGCACUGGCCCACACUAAAGACUGGCACAGAGAGCAGAGCCAACUGCACUCGUCUACCCCUCUAUUCCUCUUUUCUUUUCCUUCGCUUUCUCAUUUCACUUUCCUACAUGCAGACGUGCAUGUAAACGACAGCAAAUAUCACUCAGGUCAAAAGAAAUUCUAACUUUGUAUGAAGCUUGUUUGACAGCCAUGCAGAGCUAAAGUCAAAAACACUAGUCUGAUUUAAAGCUCACUUGAUGAGAUUCAUUUAAUGCUAAAUAUUAUAGAGAAAGAUAUCUGAAAGAUAUAAAAUAGAUGUUUAUUAAUUUAGCUUUAGUCCACUUAACAUGUGGAUUCAUAAACCAAAAGGAUGUUAAAAGGAGAUGUUGGCCAUAAUUCUCAAGAUUACGUAAGUAUACAAUCUAAGCUGUCAGCCUGCUGUCAUGCUCUUAGGAAAAAUCAUUUGGGUUUUAAUAAAAUAAAGAAAUGGAUUGUGUGUGUGCAGUAUAUGGGUUAGGAAGAGAGCUGGCCAAUCUGUUGAUUUUAAGUGAAAGUGUUUUAGUUGUCAGAUUUUUUUAGCUGAACGAUUCAUUUGCAGAGGAGGAGUUAUUUAGGAGUUUGCCUACAUCAAGUACUGUACUGAAAUUAAUGUGAAUAAAAAUACACAUUUCAAUAGGUUCAAAACUUGAUCUUACAGAUUUUGUUGUUACUUGUUUAGUCGGUGAGUAAAGGUCAACGGGGCUGUCUUGCCCAAGCAGUGUGUUUUAAGAUUUUAAACAGUGCGGGCAAGCACAAAUAUGUUCAUAUCUCCAGCAUACUUUUUAUUUAGUCUGUACUAGCAUUAAGCAACCUAAUUAUGGCUAGACAAGCUGUCUUCAGUCUUCUUAGCCUUUUGAUACACCCUUCAUUUUAUUAGGUCAGCCAGCUUUCAUCUGGAUCAGGUGUCCAGACACAUUUAGAUGUGGUGCUUUCUUGAUUAUUCAUUGUAUGUGAUGUUUUAGGUGUGCAAUGCCAGCUUAAUGAUAUCAGAUAUAUGUUCAGUGCCUUGAAUGUGUUAAUGGUUUAAUUACUCAGUAGAGACAUACCAAGAUGAAUGUUUUCAUGUAGCUAAAAAAAAACACUCCCAAAUUUAGAGUUUAAUCAUGUUCCCCAAGCUAAUGAAGGGACAGUAUUGGUCCAUUUAAGAAGAGUGCGUGUAGCGUGUUGGUGUGAAAUAUAUUUGGUUGUACACCUAAAUAUGAUACUAUGUAAUACUAAACUCUUAUGUUGAUAAACUUUUGAGGUGCCUUUGAAUAGCUGCCAAGCAGAAGCACUUUAUGUAGUGUGUUGUGUUUUGAGGAAUAUUUUUUACAAGCGUUCUCAACUAUGGAAAUGACUAAUGCAGCCGUAAACUGUAGUGUGCGAUGGCGGAUGUCCAGUAUGUUUACUGUUACUCUUUUAAAAGAAUUUUGUGGUUAUUUUAAGGAAGUGCUAGAUGUGAAUUUGUCGGUGGAUUUAGUACAGUACUGUCAUGAUUUAUCAAAAGAAAUGAAUGCAGAAACUGUUUGAAUGUACUACGUCCUCCAUCAGGUUUGUGUCAUGUCUUUGACACUCUGGGAAUGUAAGGAAUGGUAGGAGCAUGAAUUACUUCUUUUUUCUGUAGGUCAUGACAGCAGGCUUUGUUAUGUGACGCUUAACUGGCUCUUUUGGAGCAGGCAAACACUCUUGAUUUGGUCUCAUGACCUCCACACUAAAUAGCAAACGGUGUGUUCACUGUUUCAUGCUCAUUCACUACCAGUCAAAUGUUUGGACACAUCUACUGCUAAUUUUUUUUACCAUUUUUUGUUUUCUAUAUUUUAAAUAAUAGUAUAUUCAGUAUAUAUACACUACCACCAUUUAAAAAGUUUGCGGUUGGGAAUAAUUUAUUUUUUAAUAAUUUAAAGAAGUAUUUUCUAUUUUAAUAUAUUUUAAAAUGUAAUUCAUUCUUGUGAUGGCAAAGCUGAUUUUAAGCAACCAUUAUUCCAGUCGUCAGAGUCACGUGAUCCUUUAGAAAUAAUUCUGAAUUCUGAUUUGAUUUUUCAUUAUUAUUAUCAAUGUUGAACACAAUUAUGCUGGUUCAUAUUUUUGUGGAAAUCAUGAUAAAAUUAUUUCAGGAUUCUCUAAUGAAUAGAAAAUUCAAAAGAACAGCAUUUAUUUUGAAAUAGAAAUCCUACACUGGAUAACUUAAUAUAAAUGUUGUUACUGUCCUUGCUGAAUCAAAAUUAUUAAAAAAAACUAAAUUACUGACCUCAGACUAUUGAAUAGGAGCGUAGCCUUAUUUCAAGCCAAGUAGAUUCCUAAUGUUUUAUUUAUUAAAAUUCUUGAAGAAUCAAGCUACAGAUACAAUGACAUUUUCCUACACAGCUUUUCACUACAUGUAUGCAAGGAAAUGUUAUAUAAAAAUACAUAGUAUUAAUAAUAUUUACCAACAUUUAAGUUUACAAAAACAGAGGAGAAAUGCCAAGCAGAGACUUAUAUUAACAUACGUAUGUGUGUGUGAUGUGAAUUUUUUUUUUUUAUUGGUUCAAUCUAAACGAUUCACUGACACGAAUCAAACUUACCAGCUUUACCAUUUUUGCUUAAAUCAAUCUCAUCUCUUGUAAUGGGAAAGUUAAUGGCCAAAUUCUCUCAGCCAAGUUCAUGAGGUGCAUCCUGGGAUUCUUUUUAAAUGGUAUUGAAGGAGUUGACACGCUUGCAUUCAUUUAUGUCAAUGUCCAUGUAUGACUGGUAGUGUCAUCUAUAAUGUAUUUAAAUUUUCUGAAAUCAAUAGCUGCCCCAAAGAUUUAACAGCCAAAAAAAGUAUUUUCUCCCUCAUUUUUUUGGCUGCUAUAAGAUGACCAAGUCCAUGAGUAGAAUUUCCUCUCAAACAUGCAGGGAUCUUUUCCCCUUCUCCCCCUGCUCUCCUUCUGUCCUCUGUGCCGCCCGUACCGCAGGUGUCAGUGCCCAGUAUUGUGAGGAUAUGAGUUGUGCUGCCGAUGCCCCUUCCUGCCCUCACUCUCCCCCACUGCUUCACAUGCCAUUACUCCUCGCCAAGCUCCACCUGGAUCCAGCGUUUCAACGCACGGAUGCCUGAAUGCACUUUCUUGGGGGAACUUUUCAAGCUAACUCCCAAGCGAGUUUAUCUAGUUGGUUUGCUUCACAUCACUUUGACUGCAGGAGUCACGUUGACUGAUUCAUUCUUGUGAAAUUUCUACUCAUGUUUUAACACUUCUGAUCUGAUGGAGUACAAUGUUACCCUCCCCCUUCUGUCUCCGUUGUGCAAUCAUUGGUGAAAACAAAACUCUCCGGGCAGAACGUGUCUCUCCCUUUCCUUAAUAUCCCAAAAGAUCUUGUGUGACCCUUAUUACCAAAUGAAUCCGGCUCCAAUGUGAAAGAGCGAGUAUAAAGUGUACCUAACAAACUCUAGAGUCGUCUUCUGGGGAGAGUGUUCAUAUUGUAUAUUUGGUUUAAAUAAAGAUUUAAAAUGCAUAGAAAUGAAUUAAAUCGAUGGUGGCGUACGUCCCCCCCCCCACCACCCCACCAUUCUCUGCGUAUAGACAAAGGUUUUAAAAAAAAUCUAUUACAAAUUGUAAACUAUGUACCUUGCGCUUUUAAAGGGGUUUCUGGCCUGUGUACAAGGAGCCUCGGGGCUCCGGGGCCUCAGAGUUGAACUUCAGGGAAUAGUGUGUGUUUACACGUCACCUCUGCACACUUUGUGUUUCCAUUUGUAUUAGAAAAUCUGUCUGUUGAUCACAGGAACGUUUCGGGUCCUCUUUAUUCUGAACCCUCCAUUCGUGCGAAUGUCAGAAGGUGCAGUAUAAGAGCUAUAAAAGGCACAGAAAAGAGGCAAAUGUUUCUAUUUUGAAUCCUCCCGUAGGUCAUUUUGAUAUUUCGUAACCCACAGAUGAUCCGUUUUGUUUUUGUUUUUUAUACCUUUUGGGUGAGGGCUGUUUGAAUUUGGUUGGCAUUACUCAUUAUUGUGUCAUACCUGCCACCGAUUAUAGAUUACACAUUUUAUUUUUUAUUUUGUCCUAGUUUGAAACUUGUCCUACUGACUGAAUUUAGAGGAUGUGUAAGUAAUACUGAUAUAUGAGAAAUAUUAGAUUGAAAUGCAAACUUAUUUUCUAAUGGAGGUUCAACCUCUGGUCAAACACUGUGCCAUCCCACAGCUGCCAAGCCCGGUCACUACUGCAUUGUCUCCUCUCCUGUUGACAGGCUAUGAAAGAGUGAUGGUUAUUUCAGUUCUGAUGGACCUGGACACUCCUAUCGCCAACACUACAAAGAAACAAAACGGGGAGCGAUAGAGAGGGGCUGGUCUACGGGGAAGGGCUACAUUUCUUGUAAAGAACAUCAGUAUUCCUUUGCCAUGGUCGAAAUGGCAUACUAACAUACUGCGUACUGAAUUUCUUUCGAAAAGUAGUGUGUUAGUGUGCCGUUUCACACGCGUCCAUUGUCCUCUGGCUCAGCAUCACCACUAUAACUCAUAUGUAACCUGUAUCAAAAUGUAUAGAUCGUGUAUCAUGUUAUUGAAUGUCUAAAAAGAUUAUACAAAAAGUUUAAAAACACAGAAUAAAUGGCUUGAAAUUGUAUUAAAGUAUUCAUGAAUCCGAGAAAACAAACGUCUAGAGAUAAAUGAACUAUUUUUUUCUGUUCUGUAAUUACUGUUGUGUUGAUGGAGGAACACUGGUCAGAGGAUCCGCUGUAAUAAAAGUAAAUUUAGUACAACA
This is a messenger RNA of Onychostoma macrolepis, 14624 nucleotides long. RefSeq names its product TAO kinase 1a (gene taok1a). Bases 6795 to 9866 code for a protein of 1023 amino acids. Gene Ontology annotation, biological process: protein phosphorylation; execution phase of apoptosis. The record is from RefSeq and is a predicted model, not a curated record. The transcript has 20 exons. Gene Ontology annotation, molecular function: ATP binding; protein kinase activity. Lineage: Eukaryota; Metazoa; Chordata; Actinopteri; Cypriniformes; Cyprinidae.